This is a messenger RNA of Penicillium bovifimosum, 2886 nucleotides long. RefSeq lists its product as uncharacterized. NCBI's taxonomy places the organism in Eukaryota, Fungi, Ascomycota, Eurotiomycetes, Eurotiales, Aspergillaceae. The transcript has 2 exons. Bases 1 to 2886 code for a protein of 961 amino acids. The record is from RefSeq and is a predicted model, not a curated record.
AUGGAGAAAGGAGAAGGGCCAAGGCUCCCUGAGGGACCCCAGCGUCGGAACGGUGUGAUCCCUUUCCAGAUGGCGGCGCCUGCUUCCACCGCGGCACCUCUGGACCCCCCCGCGCGCCCCGAGGAGCAGAAGCGUCCUGGUGCCCGAUUUCUGGGUGCCACCACAAGGACCGCUGGCUAUGCUGCGCCUGUGAACACCCCCCAGCCCGCGCCUAAGAAGCGCCUGGGGGGUCUGUUCCCAGGUGUCACCUUGGGGAAUGCCGCCCCUGCUGCGCCUGUGAACACCUCCGAGCCGGCGCCUAAGAAGCGCCUCGGGGGUUUGUUCCCAGGUGUCACUGUGGGGGCCGCCCCGCUGCAAUGUGGUCCUUCUCCCAACCCUACCUCCGACAACCAGGGUCCCCUGCACGGGAUCACCCCCCUGGUGGGCCCCGCCACAGCCCAAACCCCCUCUUUCGGAUCCGCCACCAUCCGAAACCAGCGCCCCGACAGUCCUCGGCGAUCUGAGACUGGCCCCUCUGAGGCAGUCUCCAGCAGCAAUGUCCCCGCCAACCCCAGCCACCAGUUCCAAGAGCUGCGUGAGAUCAGCGAGCUGAGCAACGAGCUCGCUGAUGCCGAAGGGACAAGUGCUGGACAAGAGAUCGAGAUGACUGACUCCACGCCAAAGGAGUCGUCGUCGCAGCCGAGGAUGUACGGCGGAUUCAUCGUCCCCGUAGAGACUGCCCGCCAUCACAACCCCGCAGACAUCGCAAACCUGUCAGCCCAAUUUGAUGUCCUCGAGGCUCGCUAUGAGGAAGCCAAGAGGGCACUGAAGGAGGCUGCGGGCGACGCAGUUGCGCUGUGCGCUUGGCGGGGCAAGUACGAGGGCGACGGUGAUGCCUGGACGGCGCUGACGGACCUCAUGGAAGAAAUCGACGACAACAACCUUUACCAGCGCUACAGAGAUGCGCAGGCGCAUCUCGACGAACUCCUUGACCAACAAGUCGAUUUACUUGGCAUGGAGUUCCUGAAGCGCAGGCAGAAGCACGGCCGGCGUGCUAUGCCAAGGAAGGUUGCGUCUCAAUCGGCUCCACGAGUGGUCGGCUUUCACCAAAGCGACCGGCCCCACCGUUUCCAGUCCAUCCCCCCCAGUCAGCCGCAGGCUGGGCAGGACAACGGUGAGGGCCCGAGCUCAGGUGAGAGCGAGGCUAGCAAGACUGCGUCCAACGGUGAGCUGAACCCGCCGACCAAUGGCUCCAACGGUGCCAUGAUCCCCGCGCCCGUUACUGCCAGUGCGUCGUCAGAUGCAACUCCGCUGGCGAGUCAAGAGUCAUUGGAGGCUGGCUCACUCUUGGGCGCAUUCGAGGCCAUCUGCGGCGCCCUUCAGUCGCUUGAAAUCACCCCGUCAGUUCCUUCGCCCGUGGAGGGACAUGACGUGAUGGCGAAUUCCGCCGAGCGCCAGAUGGCCGAGUCCAGUCAACCCCAGGAUGGGUCACAGUCCGGGGAAGUUUCGGCUCGGCCAGAUGGUUACAUGGAAUGGCUGGGGACCGGGGAGUGCCUGUCGAUUGCGUGGGAGCCUUGUCACGGGGCACCACACAUCGACCAGAUUCCACAGGGAGCAUUGAGUGCGCCAGCUGUCCAACAGCCCUCUCAGGCUCCUGUGCAGAUCGAGUAUCACCGGCCCAGCCAUUCCAAAGCAGAAAAGCGCAUGGGACCCGUGGCGCCAUGGACAGAGCGCAAGAAGCAGAUCACCAGAGCGACGGUCGUAAAGGCCGGCUCUGAGCUGCUUGCUCGGAUUGACAAAAUCCAGCCAAUCGCACCCACCGGGUGCGUCGGGCAAGUCGCAGAAGACACGGUGCGCAAGGCCGAGCCUGAGUUGCUUGCCCGGGAUGAGUCAAUCCCAGCCCAGCCUGUCCAGGCAGUCCACGUGCCUGUCCCAGCGCCCCCAGUGCCGCAAGCGCACACCCCGAGCGCCGUGACCGAGAAGGCGCCUGCUCUGGAAGUUGGGAGUCAACCCGCUGCUCCGCAGCCAACUCCCAUCGUGCCAGAGCCCUCCACGCAGGUCCCACUCGAGGCAGCUAUGAGCGUGUUAGCUGUUCCGCAGCCAGCUCUGGCCAAGAAAGUGCGCUUCGCGGCUCUUCCAACGGAAGUGCCUACCCAGGCAACUGUGAGUGAGCCCGCUGGGUCUCAGCCGCUCCAGACUGUUUUGGCCGCCAAAGCGAAGGUCGCCACCGACGGAGUUGUGAGUGAGCUUGCUGCCUCGCAGCAAGCCCCCACUGCCUCGGAGCCUUCGAGCCGAACAGUCACGAGCGCUGUGGCCCAGCCGACUCCGGUUGUUCCGGAUGGGACGGAGAAGGUCGCCGUUCAGGCAGUCGUAAGUGAGCCUGCUCUCUCCCAGCAGGCUCCUGCUGCCCUGAAGCCUUCUCCGUCGGAACAAGAUAAUUCUGCUUGGUCUGACUCUGACGACGACGAAUGGUGGCCUGCGCUUCAAUGGCAGGCCACUUCGGAGUCAGACCCGUCUGACGAAGAAUGGUGGCCCGCUCUUGAAAGCCAGGCCCCUUCGGAGUCAGAGUGGGAUUCGCCAACGCUGACCAUGCCCGGAUCCUACCCCCUUGACACGCUCGAUGAGGUUGUCGAGGCUCCAGCUGCUACUGAGCUGGCCCCAACCCGAUCACUGUCGACAUCGCCAACCUCCACUGGGGAAGACCCGAUCAAGCCGCCUCCUUCCAGGCCGGCUCGGGAGGAACCAGACUGGAGUUGGUUGAUUGUCGACCGGCCAACACACGGGAGCUUGCGGACUGGUACUCGUUCGCAUCUCGAUGUGCUGUUGGCCCAGCGUGAGGAGCGUAGACGGGCAGAGUCGGCGCUCAUCUCCUCUCUUGAGGGGCUGCAGGUCACAGCAGCCUCUUGA